AUGCCUCAUCGUAUCAUGCCUUCACUUCAUCCUGCUGCUCGGAUGUGCGCGCCGACGCGUGCCGCCCAAAAGCUGACGCUGAAUAGAUUCACGGCAAGGCAUGGCCGCCCGCCCCGGCGCCAGGAUGAGAUCCAGAUUGUCGGCUCGCCUCCCUCGUCUUCAGUGUGUACUGAUAUGGUGGAGCAGUUCACCGACAAGUCCGAGCACAACAAGGAAAACGAGAAAGAGGCUGAGAUCAAGGUGAUCGGCUCUCCUCCCUCAAAUUCAAUGUCUACUGCUACGGUGGAGCAGCUCACCGAC
Molecule: messenger RNA, 300 nt
Organism: Mesorhabditis spiculigera
Lineage: Eukaryota; Metazoa; Nematoda; Chromadorea; Rhabditida; Rhabditidae
Source: the annotation of a GenBank genome assembly